Penicillium odoratum is the source of this 960-nucleotide messenger RNA. RefSeq lists its product as uncharacterized. Bases 1 to 960 code for a protein of 319 amino acids. The transcript has 3 exons. The record is from RefSeq and is a predicted model, not a curated record. NCBI's taxonomy places the organism in Eukaryota, Fungi, Ascomycota, Eurotiomycetes, Eurotiales, Aspergillaceae.
AUGUGCCCAGAUAUCAACUCUCUUCCACAAUCUCGAUCAUCCUCCACCUCUUCAUCUCUGCCUCAUCGUAUCCCUCCGACCGCCUCCCCAGGGACCGCCCCCGCUCCAAUGAACCCCAACACUACUUCCCCUCGACCCUCCCGCGGAUCCAGUGCGGGCCGAGUAUCGGUGUCCGAACGACGCCGCUCGGCUGCCGGCAUGAAUUUAAACCUGAACGAGUCCUCUAGUGCUUCGGGAAAUCACGGCGACAGCCCCUGGUCCGACCAUCGCUCUUCUAUCGGUCAUGCAUUUCGUACGGCCAGCCCCACCAGUCACGGCAGUAGCCCGGUCUUUGCGACUGCAGAUCCGCACCAUCAGCGAGCACCCUCUCUGGGCGAGUUGCACCAGGAAUUAGAGCAAGAGCAAGAGGCGCAAGUGAAUCGUUUACUGCUGAUGAUCCGUAGCCAGCAGGCCCAGUUGCAACAACUCCAGCAACAACAGCCCUCACAGCCAGGUGCUAGCACGGCAGUCGUCGAUGAACUGACGCCAUCCGAACGGUCAUCUUCCUUCUCACUUCCUAUGCACACACCCGCACAAGCACCCAGUAGUCGGCUCUCGAUCUCCUCAGUCUCCAACCGUCGGUCUUCACGACCACCUAGCCAAGCGGAAUCCCCAAACCUGCAGCCGCAAGAUGCCUCGCGAGGACCAGAAAGCACCGAAGCAUUCCCUGCACUGCCGAGUUCCUCGCGCCGUGGAAGCCGAGACGACAAUGCAUACUAUCAGGCCGAGGCAGCCAUGUUGAGUCGAGAAAACCAAAUGCUGCGACAAAGGAUUCGUGAAUUAGAACGACAAAUAGGAGACAUGUCAAUCUCUGCGAGACCAUCUCCCUCCCCAGCUCCCACAUCGGGUGAGACAUCGGGGCAAGAGGGGGCCGAAACGGCGGACCCGCCUACUAUGAGAUCGGCAGACGGGAAGGACUGA